Molecule: messenger RNA, 2751 nt
Organism: Nerophis lumbriciformis (worm pipefish)
Lineage: Eukaryota; Metazoa; Chordata; Actinopteri; Syngnathiformes; Syngnathidae
Source: RefSeq, a predicted model, not a curated record
AUGCAGCGCAACGGUGGAGGACUAGGAGGUGGUGGACAGCCAUGGGUGUUAAGGCGUGUCCGUCUUACCUGGCUCAGUUUCAUGCUUUUCUUUAUCCUGGUUUUCUUCCCGCUCAUUGCCCAUUACUACCUCACGACUAUCGAUGAAGCCGGAAGUCCUGAUAAACGGAUCUUUGGGCCCCGGCCUGGUGGCGAAUUGUGCGAGGCCAAACAUGUACAAGAUCUGUGUCGCAUACGUGAGUCGGUGAGCGAAGAGCUGCUGCAGCUGGAGGCCAAGAGACAGGAGCUCAACGGGGAGAUCGCCAGGCUCAACCUGCGCAUUGAGGCCUGUAAGCGGAGCAUAGACAGUGCCAAACAAGACCUGCUGCAGCUGAAGAAUGUCAUCAGUCAGACGGAGCAUUCCUAUAAAGAAUUAAUGGCCCAAAACCAGCCUAAGCUGUCCCUGCCUGUCAGGUUGCUUCCUGACAAGGAAGACCCAGGGCUCCCACCACCUAAAUCUGCCCGUUCCUGCCGUCUGCAUACCUGCUUUGACUAUGCCCGCUGCCCCCUUACGUCUGGAUUUCCAGUUUAUGUUUAUGACACAGGCUCCUAUCCAUGGGGAGAAUAUAUUGACCCUCUGGUUAAGCAGGCUUUUUCUGUGUCAAUUAAGAACAAUAUUUAUAUAACAAAUAACCCCAGCAUUGCUUGUCUCUAUUUGGUAUUGGUGGGGGAACUACAGGAGUCUCCCGCCUCCCAGCCACCAAAUCCCUUGGAGUUAGAGAAGCAACUUAAAGCUCUUCCUCACUGGAGAUUAGAUGGGCACAAUCAUGUACUGGUACAUCUCACCAGAAAGUCUAUGACACAGAAUUUCCUGUACAAUGUAAGCACAGGGCGAGCAGCAAUCGUUCAAUCUACCUACCUGGAACAGCAGUAUCGCGAAGGAUUUGACUUAGUUGCUUCCCCACUGAUUCAUGCUCUCUCUGAACCCAACUUUUUGGAAGUUCCUCAUCAGGUACCUGUGAAAAGGAAAUACCUCUUCACCUUCCAGGGGGAUAGAGUUGAAUCACUAAGGAGCAGCUUGCGCGAGACUCCUCCCCAGUCAUUUGAGGAAGAGCUGGAUGGCGAUCCACCAGCUGACUAUGAUGAUCGCAUCAUUGGCACGUUAAAAGCAGUACAGGAUAGUCAGUUGGAUCAGGUGCUCAUAGAAUUCACUUGUAAAAACCCAAAACCAAGUUUGCCAACUGAGUGGUCCCUUUGUGGAGAGCGAGAGGACCGACUGGAGGUACUUAAAGCAUCUACUUUUGCCUUGGUGAUUGCUCCGGGAGAUGGGCAGCUGGUUGCCUCAGCAGGCUGUGGAAUGAGACUUUUUGAGGCUCUUGAGGUUGGGGCAAUUCCUGUCGUGCUUGGUGACCACUCCAAACUACCUUACCACCAGUUUAUUAGAUGGAGUGAAGCUGCAAUUCUGGUCCCCAAACCACGUGUGACAGAACUCCAUUUCUUGCUACGUAGUCUCUCAGACAAUGACAUGUUAGCUAUGAGACGACAGGGUCGCUUUCUGUGGGAAACCUAUUUUUCCACAUCUGAGAAUAUUCUUAACACUAUCCUUGCCAAUAUUCGUACUAGGAUCCAAAUCCCCGCUGCACCCAUCAAUGAAGAGCCUGCGCAAGAAAUCCCCCACAAAGCAGGUAAACUAGCCGGGACCGAUGCCAACUUAGCAGACAAUGGUGAUCUUGAUUUGGGUCCAGUAGAGACAGAGCCACCCUAUGCUUCUCCGCGCUUUCUCCGCAACUUCACGUACACAGCUGUGGACAUUUACCAAACAUGGAACCGUGCUCCCGGCCCUUUUCAUUUGUUUCCUCACACUCCAUUGGACCCUGUUUUGCCAUCCGAAGCAAAAUUUCUUGGUUCAGGUACAGGUUUCAGACCCAUCGGUGGAGGCACGGGGGGAUCUGGGAAGGAAUUCCAGGCAGCUCUGGGUGGGAACGUUCCCAGAGAACAAUUUACUGUGGUGAUGCUGACAUACGAGAGGGAGGAAGUGCUGAUGAACUCUUUGGAGAGAUUGAAUGGACUGCCAUACCUCAAUAAGGUAGUGGUUGUGUGGAAUUCACCAAAACCUCCUUCUGAUGAUCUGUUAUGGCCUGACAUCGGGCUACCCAUUGUGGUUGUCCGCACUGAGAAGAACAGCCUGAACAAUCGUUUUCUUCCUUGGGAUGUCGUGGAAACAGAGGCCAUCCUUUCAAUUGAUGAUGACGCCCACCUCCGCCACGAUGAGAUCAUGUUUGGAUUCAGAGUGUGGCGGGAAGCCAGAGAUCGUAUCGUUGGUUUCCCAGGGAGAUAUCACGCCUGGGAUGUCAACCACCAGUCCUGGCUUUACAACUCAAACUACUCGUGUGAGCUAUCCAUGGUCCUGACAGGAGCAGCAUUUUUCCACAAGUAUUACGCCUACUUGUACUCUUAUGUGAUGCCCCAAGCCAUCAGGGACAUGGUGGAUGAGUACAUCAACUGUGAGGACAUUGCUAUGAACUUCCUGGUCUCGCACAUUACCCGCAAACCUCCGAUCAAGGUAACAUCUCGUUGGACCUUCCGCUGUCCCGGCUGCCCACAGGCACUGUCGCACGAUGACUCACAUUUCCACGAACGCCACAAGUGCAUCAACUUCUUCGUCAAGGUUUACGGCUACAUGCCGCUGCUAUACACGCAGUUCCGCGUAGACUCUGUGCUUUUUAAGACGCGCCUGCCACAUGACAAGACCAAGUGCUUCAAGUUCAUCUAG